This is a messenger RNA of Heterocephalus glaber (naked mole-rat), 1605 nucleotides long. RefSeq names its product oleoyl-ACP hydrolase (gene Olah). The record is from RefSeq and is a predicted model, not a curated record. Lineage: Eukaryota; Metazoa; Chordata; Mammalia; Rodentia; Bathyergidae. Gene Ontology annotation, biological process: lipid biosynthetic process.
AUGCGCCUAAAGCGGGAGUGGGCGCUUUGGAUGCUCUUAAGCCUCACCGCGCCUUGCAAGGAAGAUUCUCUGAAGAGGAGGCCCAGGGAACGCAAAGCGGCUAGGCUGCCUGGCGGCGUGGGCCGCGGGUCGGGGGUGAAGCAGCCCGGAGGCUGGGGAGGCGCGGAGCCCAGGGUGCGCCCCUGGCGUGGCCCUGGGAGAGGCCGGCCUGCGCCCUCGUGCAGCCUCAAGUGCCCGCCGCAGGGGUUUCCGCGGAAUGAAAAAGUUUUCAACUGCUUAUAUGCGAAGCCCAAAGCAAUUUUCAGGCUGAUUUGCUUCCCCUGGGCAGGAGCUGGUUCUCUUUACUUUGCUAAAUGGGGUCAAAAGAUUUACGAUUCACUGGAAGUGUACUCUGUAAGACUUGCUGGAAGAGAAAGUCGGACUGAAGAACCUUUCGCAAAUGACAUCGAUGAGAUAGUUGAUGAAAUUGUUUAUGCUUUGCUGCCAGUUGUCCAGGAUAAACCAUUUGCAUUUUUUGGCCAUAGCUUGGGAUCCUAUAUUGCUUUUAUGACUGCGCUGCACCUGAAAGAAAAAUACAAGCUGGAACCACUCCAUUUUUUUGCAUCAAGUGCAACUCCUCCCUAUUCGAAGGCCAAGAUUCCGAUUCCCAGUCUCCAUGAAUUGUCAGAAGAACAAGUUAAACGUUACCUUAUAGAUUUGGGAGGCAUUCCAAAGAGUUUAACAGAUAACCAGGAACUUUUGAAACAAACUAUUCCCAUGAUAUUGGCAGACAUAAACAUUUUAAGUAAAUAUAGCUUUGACACACCCCAGAAGGCUGUCCUUUCCUGUGACUUCACAUGCUUUGUCGGAUCUGAAGACAUCACAAAGGAUAUGGAAGCCUGGAAAAUUGUAACCAGUGGAACCUUUGACCUUCACGUACUGCCAGGAAAUCACUUUUAUCUUUUGGAACCUGCCAAUGAGCAUUUCAUCACCAACUACAUAACCAAGUGUCUGGAACUGUCUUUACUUGCCAACUUUUAGCUUUUCUUGGCCUUAAAGUAGUUGAAAGUGUUGGGCUAGGCAUGAUGAUGCACGCCUGUAAUAUCAGCACUUGGGAGACUAAGGCAGCAUGAUCAGAGUUCGGGGCAGCCUGGGCUACAUAGUGAGACUGUCUCAAAAAAAGAGAAGAGAUCACACUGUCCUCAGUUAUUCAGACAUAGCUCCUUAGUUUAGUCAGGUUGGAUAUUAUGCAUUUUCUCUUAUAGUGCUUUGUUUAAUAUUAAUGGAUCACUCCAUGGAACAUUUAUGUGUCAGAGGAUAAGAGACAAAUGGGUAAAGAAUGCUUCUGGCAGAGUCCUUUAUGUUUGUAUUUGAAACUCAGUUGAUUCUCAUUUGCGGGAAGGUUGUCAAAAAUGCUUGGCAAAUUACCUAUUUCUUCCUCUGAUAAUUUCUAUUGUUACUAUUUUGCAGUGGUGAGGACUGAACCCAAAGCCUCAUGCUCACCAGGCAGGUGUUCUACACUUUACCUUUACCAAGCACAUUCUCUGUACACAUCCCCAGGCCCCUUCGGUUACUUUAACGGUGUGAUUGCCGGGAAUUGCAUGGCAUUAAAAUCACUGUUUUGGC